GGUUGUAGGGUUGAUAAAGCUUUGGAGUUUGGUUGCAACAGGGAUUCUGAAUGGACUGAAUCUGGACGUAAAGGCAGCUGUUUUGUGCUCUGCUUUUUUAAAAAAACAUAUCUUUGGAAAUUCUCUCUAUUUUUCCAAACCUGGACCUUUAGAGAACUGCGGAGCAAAACUUUGUGACACAUUGAUUUCCGUCUCUUUCAUUCUUUUUUUUUUUAAACAAUCCUUUAAUUUUCCUUUUAAUUCUUUUUAAAAUUAAAACACGAACCCAUUCGAACAAACUCACCCCCGGUCUGUUGGCUUCUCCGUGGAGCCUUUUGGGAAGAAAGUGUUGUGAGACGGCGGUGAUGGGGGUGACGGUCGCCGACUUUCCCCUCCCGGGUUUGUGGCUUCGGACCGACGUAUCUGAGCGGCUGAGUAAGGAAUAAAGCAGGAGACGAUUGCUGUGCUUUUGCAAAGGUUCUCUUCUCUCUCUCUCUUUCCGCCCCCCCCCCCGUCCCCUCCGGGGAGCCUGCCUUCGUCGCUUUGCUUCAUCCCGUACACACGCCUGCUGGAAGGGAAUAGCAGAUCGUUUACUCGGAGCCUUUUCAUGCAAGGAAAGUCAUCAGCAACUGGGAGUAAGAAGGUACUUAUCAAGGCUUAAGGUGCUCCUUUCAGUCCAUGCUUGCAUAGAGGGGCUCAGAUGGGAGUAAAGUCCACAUGGAGGUAUGGAAGAAGACCAGGAACUGGCACUGAGAAGAUGGUCAAUUGGGAUUCAUGUUGCCUUAUCUGCCUGGUGAUGAUCACCAUGGCUGGAUUUUCAUUGGCUCGACCAUCAUACAAUUUAGUUGGUGAAGACACCACUCUGGAACCUGAAGAGCCGCCAACCAAAUAUCAAAUCUCUCAGCCUGAUGUAUACUCUGUACUUCCGGGAGACUCUCUGAUGUUGCCCUGUCAACUGAAAGAUGCCAUCAAGAUCAGUUGGACUAAAGAUGGGGUCCAUCUGGUACCCAACAAUCGAACAAUCAUGACUGGGGAAUACUUGCGGAUUAAAGAUACUUCACCUAGAGAUUCAGGCCUUUAUGCUUGCACUGCUGUUAGGGCUGUAGACAGUGAUACCCUCUACUUCAUUAUAAAUAUUACAGAUGUUCUUUCAUCUGGAGAUGAUGAAGAUGACAACGAUGGCUCUGAGGAUUUUGUGAACGACAACAACCAAAUCAAAGGACCUAAGUGGACACAAACUGAAAAAAUGGAGAAGAGGUUACAUGCAGUCCCAGCAGCUAACACUGUAAAGUUCCGUUGUCCAGCCACAGGAAACCCCCUACCAACCAUGAGAUGGCUAAAAAAUGGCAAAGAAUUUAAGCAAGAGCAUCGUAUUGGUGGAUACAAGGUACGAAAUCAGCAUUGGAGUCUUAUAAUGGAAAGUGUAGUGCCGUCAGACAAAGGAAAUUAUACCUGUAUAGUAGAGAAUAUUCAUGGAUCCAUCAAUCACACAUACCACCUUGAUGUCGUCGAACGAUCGCCUCACAGGCCUAUCCUACAAGCUGGCCUACCAGCAAACACUUCUGCAAUUGUUGGGGGUGAUGCAGAGUUUGUCUGCAAAGUCUACAGUGAUGCUCAGCCGCACAUCCAGUGGAUAAAACACACAGAAAAGAAUGGAAGUAAAUAUGGGCCAGAUGGCUUGCCAUAUCUGAAAGUUUUAAAGCAUUCGGGGAUAAAUAGUUCCAAUGCUGAAGUGCUGAAACUGUACAAUGUGACAGAGGCGGAUGCUGGAGAAUAUAUUUGUAAGGUCUCCAAUUAUAUAGGGGAGGCCAACCAGUCUGCCUGGCUUACUGUUCUGCAAGAUAAAGCACCUAUAGAAGACAAACCAUAUCCGACAUCCCCAGACUACCUGGAGAUAGCCAUAUACUGCGUAGGGGUCUUCCUAAUUGUCUGCAUGGUGGUGACAGUCAUCCUAUGCCACAUGAGAUCCACCACCAAGAAGCCGGACUUCAGUAGCCAACCUGCCGUGCACAAGUUGACUAAGCGCAUACCUCUGCGCAGACAGGUAACAGUGUCUGCGGACUCUAGCUCCUCCAUGAACUCCAACACACCUUUGGUGAGAAUAACUACCCGUCUCUCCUCCAAUGCUGAUGCUCCAAUGUUGGCAGGAGUCUCAGAAUAUGAACUACCAGAAGAUCCAAAAUGGGAGUUCCCAAGAGAUAAGUUGACGCUAGGGAAGCCCCUUGGGGAAGGAUGCUUUGGUCAAGUUGUCAUGGCAGAAGCAGUGGGAAUUGACAAAGACAGGCCAAAAGAAGCCGUUACUGUUGCAGUGAAAAUGUUGAAAGAUGAUGCUACAGAAAAAGAUCUCUCGGACCUGGUGUCAGAGAUGGAGAUGAUGAAAAUGAUUGGGAAGCACAAAAAUAUCAUCAAUCUUCUUGGGGCUUGCACUCAGGAUGGGCCACUAUAUGUGCUUGUUGAAUAUGCUUCGAAAGGGAAUUUGCGAGAGUACCUGCGAGCACGGCGGCCACCAGGAAUGGAAUAUUCAUUUGAUAUUAACCGGGUGCCAGAGGAACAGAUGACAUUCAAAGAUUUAGUCUCAUGUACAUACCAGUUGGCAAGAGGCAUGGAAUAUUUAGCAUCACAAAAAUGCAUCCAUCGAGAUUUAGCAGCGAGGAAUGUUUUGGUAACUGAAAAUAACGUCAUGAAAAUAGCUGACUUUGGGUUGGCCAGAGACAUCAACAAUAUAGAUUAUUAUAAGAAGACUACUAAUGGUCGGCUGCCUGUAAAGUGGAUGGCACCAGAAGCUCUAUUUGACAGAGUUUAUACACAUCAAAGUGAUGUAUGGUCAUUUGGUGUGUUAAUGUGGGAGAUCUUCACUUUAGGAGGAUCACCGUAUCCGGGAAUUCCAGUGGAAGAGCUCUUUAAGCUGCUUAAAGAAGGCCACAGAAUGGACAAACCUGCUAACUGCACCAAUGAACUCUACAUGAUGAUGAGAGAUUGUUGGCAUGCAGUGCCUUCACAGAGACCUACUUUUAAGCAGCUUGUGGAGGACUUGGAUCGAAUCCUCACUCUCACAACUAACGAGGAAUAUCUAGACCUCAGUGGACCACUGGAGCAGUAUUCACCAAGCUAUCAAGACACAAGGAGCUCCUGUUCUUCGGGUGAUGACUCUGUCUUUUCUCCUGAUCCAAUGCCUUAUGAACCUUGCCUCCCAAAGUACCAACACAUAAAUGGCAGUGUGAAAACAUGAAAAAAACCUAUUUUAUUCCACAAAGGAAUAAAACAAGAAUGUCUACCUACUAUGUGAAAAGGGAGCCUUUUGUCAGACACAACGGGAUUUUGUUUGUACAUAUGCAAUGUAAGGACCAAAACAAAAGCAAAAAUUGGCAAAAUGUGUUCUGAACAAAAUGUACUUUGGAAUGCCAAACAGUUUUCAGAAGAAGAAUUGUAUGGGCCACAUUUGGAUGCAAGUUGCCAGGUCAGUUCUUGGGCCCAGAAGCUUUCUACAUUCAGUGGUACAGUUGGACUUGAGGCAAACACUGGGUCGGCCUUCCUUGUUUAUUUUGUAAUAUUUGGAGAAAAUAUAUGUUGACACACACUUACAGAGCACAAAUGCAGUAUAUAGGUGCUGGAUGUAUGUAAAUAUAAUCAAAUAUGUAUAAAUAUAUAUUAUAUAUUUACAAUGAAUUAUUUUUUGUAUUGAUUUAAAAAUGGAUGUUUCAUUUCACCAAGCAAAUUAGCCUCCUUUUUUAAAAAAGAAACAGCUACUUGUAAUUGCUGUUCAUACAUAAAACUUUUCUUUUUAAAAAAUUCACCAUCUAAAGGUGAAAAAUACUUUGCUUUCAGGGAAAAUGGUAUCUCAUUAAUUUAUUAAUUAAUUGGUAAUGUACAAAACAAUUAAUCUUUUAUAGGGUUGUGUUAUUUUGUAAUUUAAAUGGCAUUUCUAUGCAGACAGCACAGAGAACUAGUAGAUAUAUUUCUCAAACUUUACUAGUUGUCAGAUUUUUUUUAAAGAGAGAAAUAUUUACGGUAUAUAACUAAUUUUGGGAAUUAAGAUUUUAAUUAAUUUAGGGCUGAUGUUAACAGUGACAUGCUGUACAUGUCUACCAGAAGUAAGUCCCUUUGAGUUCAGUGGGACUUACUUUGAGGUAAGUGGUUAUAGGAUUGCAGCCUAAAGUUAAAUGAGAGGUUAUUGCUCUAACAAACCAAAACUCCCAGAAUAUUUGUUCAAAAAAAUGUGUCCUUUAAUGAGAAAGUAUUUUCCUGUCUGUAUCACCGGUUGUAUAGCAGUUUUGGUUGUCACACCUUAAAUUCCUCAAGGGUAAAACAGUAAUAUAACAAUCCAGAAAGGAUUCUUCCUGGGCUAUUCCUGUUCAUCUUGAUUAACUUGCUCAGUUGGAUGAAAUUCUAAGACAACAGAAAAUAUUUCAUAGUCUCCUGAAAUAUGGAAAUAUUCUAAUUUGCCUAAAUUGUGCUAUAAUUUUUAAAUUCUCUAAACACCAAUUAUUAGUUUUCUGUACAUGCAUCAGAUUAGCAACUGUGUUUGCUAAACUUCCAAUAAUGCUUUUUUGAUCUUUUGGUCAAAUACUAGCUUUCGAGACCCUUCUUGUAUGGCUACACUAUUAAUGAGAGAACCAAGGUUAUCAUAGCAGCAAUAUAAAAAUUCAUGUUGGAACCUGGCCAUCUUUCUGAGGGGUUAUUUAAUUCUUGCUCCAUUACAGCUUUCUAAACCAUCCCACUAUGCCAGGCAUAAACACCGGUGUCUGGCCAAAAAUAUUACUGCACUUCUAUAACUUGCCUUUCAGCAUUGAAAGCAUUUUUUCACAUUCAAAGCACCUUUCAUGCUGGUGUAGCCAUGCAACAUGAAUGCAAUUCAUACUAACUUUACAUAUUUUCACAAAAAGGGGGGAGGGGAUAAAAAGUAUUAAAAUCUGUUAAUUUUUGUACUGACAAUAAAAUCUUUCUACAGAUAUUAAUGUUAACAUUACAAAAUAAAUGUCAUGCAUCUUAUUUUUUUAAA
Messenger RNA from Rhineura floridana, 4978 nucleotides. It is a transcript of the gene FGFR2, whose product is annotated as fibroblast growth factor receptor 2. Gene Ontology annotation, cellular component: membrane; signaling receptor complex. Gene Ontology annotation, biological process: multicellular organism development; protein phosphorylation; fibroblast growth factor receptor signaling pathway. Gene Ontology annotation, molecular function: fibroblast growth factor receptor activity; fibroblast growth factor binding; ATP binding. The transcript is spliced from 18 exons. The record is from RefSeq and is a predicted model, not a curated record. Lineage: Eukaryota; Metazoa; Chordata; Lepidosauria; Squamata; Rhineuridae. Bases 680 to 3208 code for a protein of 842 amino acids.